This is a messenger RNA of Ceratitis capitata (Mediterranean fruit fly), 3576 nucleotides long. RefSeq names its product structure-specific endonuclease subunit SLX4 (gene mus312). Gene Ontology annotation, molecular function: enzyme binding. Gene Ontology annotation, biological process: DNA replication; meiotic DNA double-strand break processing; resolution of meiotic recombination intermediates. The record is from RefSeq and is a predicted model, not a curated record. The transcript is spliced from 6 exons. NCBI's taxonomy places the organism in Eukaryota, Metazoa, Arthropoda, Insecta, Diptera, Tephritidae. The coding region runs from base 16 to 3279 and encodes 1087 amino acids. Gene Ontology annotation, cellular component: nucleus; Slx1-Slx4 complex.
AAGAUAAAAAUUAUAAUGGAUCGACAGGCUCGUAAAGCAAAUUUAAAAAAAUUGCGUUUGACGGGUAUUAGACGUGAUGACAAAAAUAGUCUACGGAAAAAUCUAUCUGACAGUUCCUCGAUAUCAAAAUAUUUUAAAUCGCCAAUUACAAAAGAACAUAAGCAAAGUAGCCCUAAGGAAAACAACGGAUCGGGAUGUGAUAGUGAUGUAAUUGUUUCGGAACCAUGUGAUCACCCUGUGGAUUCUUUUAAAGAGCUUUCUAACAAAAAAGCCAAAAAAAGAACUAGUCUUAAGAAAUUUAUUAAUAAAGAUGGGGCAAAUAUGGAUAACGCCGUUAAAAAAGAAUUUCUUAAAAAUGAUGAUGAGGAUUUUGAAACUCCUGUGAAGAGAGUUAAGAAACCUAUAAAUGUUCAAAGAGUACGCCCUGCCUCGAAUCGUAAGAAAUCUCGAGGUAAGGACCAGCCAGAUAUCAAAUCGUCCCUAAUGCGAAGUGAAGAAGUUUUUUCUAAGAUUACGUCAGAAUAUUGCAAAUAUGAUAACUUUAGCCCUGAUGAAAUACACCUAGCAUUAGCUUUGUCAAAAUCGCAAAUGGAAACUAGCCACACAACCCACUUAGAUUUAGAAGAAGAUUCCGUUCAUAAAAAAGUAGAAAUCGACAAUGGAAAUUUGGAUAACGUUCAAGAUAUUUUACGUCAAUAUGGCUUUAGAGCAACGUCUUCAGAAGUGUAUAGCAGUUUAACAGCUCCGUUCUUACCAGGAGCGAAACGGCGAACCAAAACAAAGUGGGCCAACAAAUUUACUGCAUUAACUUUGCGUGAUCCCAAGUACCAAAUGAAAAAGCUGCAGGUAAAAAUAAACGCUCUAAUGGCUCAACAAGUUGACAUGAACUCAUUAGUUGUAGCGGAAAGUCAGAAAGGAACAUAUUCUUUACUCAGUAGUCAUCUGCAGAAGUUGCAACCAAACAAAUCCACGAUGAAAGUGUUUGCCGAUGAACAUAGGGCGAAUCUGGAUGAAUUUUAUGUAAGAAGUUUAUUUGAAGUGGCCAAUGUGCAAGCGGGUUAUUUGUUGAAAGAUUGGCAUGCUAUUGAGGGACGAGAUAAGUCACCUAAACAUAGGCCAAAUAAAAUUACUAACUUUUCAAAGUUUGAAGACCAUUAUGAAAAGAAACAUAAUUUGGAUUCAACGUCUCAAGGUGAAAAUGCCAUUUUGGAAAAGAAUUCCUCCGAGUCUUCCAUACUAACAAAUAAGUAUAAAGAAAGCAUAAAACAGGAAGGUAACCUUCGUAAUGAGAAAAUGUGGGGAAACACCAACGAGAGCGUGUCAGCUAACGAGCUUUUUGAAGAAAACAGUCCAGACCAUAGGAAUGAGGUUACUCCGGAAUUGAACAAAUUAAAUAAUUCCAUCAGCGAUACUAUCGAAAGCAAUAGUUGCACCUCGUCGAAAAACAACUCGGAAAGUUUCAAAACUUUGUCUUGCAGACUUCGAAUACUGUCUCCCAACAUAUUUGCGAGUUCAGAAGAUGAGUCAGAGGAAAGCAUUGUUCCACAAAUGUUAUCAGAGAACAAAAUGAAUGAAUCAACCGAGAAUGGUGAAGGAGAUGUCAUCGAUUUGACCCAGGAAAUACCUUCAGAUCAACCAGAAAUUGAUUCAAAUGCAAAAGUUAACGAGAGUGUACCUAUAGAUAACUUACAUAAAAAUGAAGGUCACGGAAAUAAGCUUGAAUCUUUUGAAAACGCGAAUUUAAUUGUGACAAAUACAUUAUAUGAUCAAUUCGAUGGUGAAGCACUUCCUACGACCCAUAUUUGUAGUUAUACAUCCUCGAAUGAAAAAUAUGUGGACGGACUAUUGCGUGAGACAGUCAAGCCCAAUAAAACAGUUUUUAAGUCACCUGUAGUAACAGCCUCUGAAAAUAAAAAGAAUAUAAGAAAUACACCGUUAAAUUUUAGUCGAAGUAAAUCUGAUUCAUUUGCUUCCAUCUCAGAAAACGCAAAUUCGUCCGCUGUUGCAAGCUCAUCUCUAACAUUCAGUAGUGAUAAUAUUAAUGAGGAUGGGGCAGAUUCCUCUGAAGAUUGUAUAGUUUUGUCAGACGAUGAAAUUAACUAUUCGAUUUGGAAAGCCGAUAAGAGCAUAUUAGAAUUGAAUGAAAAUACCACGAAGGAUGCCGAGCUAACGAACCGCAUGGAAUAUCGUAAUUACAACAACUUAUGUUCACUAUUAGAUGUAACGGAAGAGCAGAAGGCCUUAGAAAGUAAUACGGAUAAAACACCAAUACCCGAGGAAACGCUAUUUACAGACGAAGAUGCGUUUGAAGUGCGAAGUCCAUUUGCAAAAGCGAAUCGUUCUACGGAGCUUCUUGAGUUUGGAAUAUUAGAUAAUAUUUCAGAGCCAUUUACCCAAACAUAUGAAAUUCUCAAAACUUCUACAGACCAGGCCGAAACUAAUUCCUCUUUGAUAGUAAAUCAUAACACACCACUUGGAAUGGAUGACUUACUUACUGGGGAUAUAAGUUUCAGUAAGAUCAGGGAAACUGGGUGUUGUUCAGAAGUCAACACUCAUAUGUCUUCUUUGCAGCUGUGCACAUAUCCCCCUGACGAAUAUGAAAUCGAAGGAAGAAUUUAUUCAACUCAUAUUGUCACCGAUUCAAAACCAAACUUUACUCAUCAAACUGAAGCAGAAAUAUUAAAGCAACUAUAUGAAUUUGGAAUAAAACCGUUAAAACGUAAACAAGCAGUGAAGAUGUUAGAGUAUAUUUACAAUUCAACGCAUCCCUUAAUACUAGAUCAAACCCCCAAUUUGAUUAAGCAAACUGAGGGCGGAAUCGUAGUUCAUGAGCGCUCUGAAAAAAGUGAUUUUGGACAUUCAGUUUCCACGAAUUCACCAUCGGAUACAUUGCAAUUAAAGGACUGUUUUGGCUUUAAUAUGAGGUCGUUUAUACACAACUUACAGCUCGAUUGUGAAUGUGAUGAAUACAUUUUUCAAACAAAUAUUACAAAGAAGACAUCACGACCGCUGUUACCUUUCCAUAUCGCCUGGUAUAAUCUUGUUUCUUCCAAUACUAUUUUGCAUGAAACUGUAUUGAUGUAUAAGCCUAUAGACUUACAGGAAAUUUUUUUAUUUUUCAAGCAACUUGGCUACCGAUAUGAACCAAAGGACAUAAAAGAAUUUCUUGACAGACGUUGUAUAAUUUUCCGCUACGAUUUAACCCAACCAGACCGUCAAAGCAACCGUCAUAUCCGAAAAUGUAAAACGAAGCCAAAUAAAAUUAUUAAGAAUAUGUAAAGGAGAGAUAAAUUCGUAAAUAAAAUAAAAUAAUGCCUGCCCAUUGAAACUGAUGUUAUACUGGUGUUCCCAAUGCAAGACACUGUCAUUUAAGUCGUUAUUUAUUCGUUUACGAAUUUAUAAAUUAUUGCCAUAUAAAAUUUAGCCGUAUUAUUUAUAUAUAUAUAUAGAUAUUGCAAAGUAUGACAAAAACUCCUUAUCAAGCAUCAUAUGAUACCUAUUGAUAAUUUUUUUUUAUUAUCGGAUCUUUGUCUGAACGUAUAAGAAUAGCCCGUAGACGCAGAAUAAUAACAUUGC